GCUGCCGCAAGCAACUCUUCCUCAUUUCUUUUUUGCAGGGUACGUUUUUGGUUUUCUUCUUACUGAUUUAAAUAUUCUGAAUUAGGGUUUCAGAUUACAUUAGCAAUCCAUACGAUUGUCGCUAUACUAUUGGAUUGCAGUAGGUUCGGCUAGCAAUGUCGCCCGCUAAAGCUGAUGCUACAAAGAAAGGAGAUGCAAAGGCGCAGGCUCUAAAGACAGCGAAAGCUGUGAAGACAGGAUCAACAUUCAAAAAGAAGGCCAAGAAGAUCCGAACAAAGGUGACAUUUCAUCGCCCAAGAACAUUGAAGACUGACAGAAACCCAAAGUAUCCUCGUAUCAGUGCCCCACCAAGAAACAAGCUUGACCACUACCAAAUCUUGAAGUACCCUUUGACUACUGAAUCUGCAAUGAAGAAGAUAGAAGACAACAACACCCUGGUUUUCAUUGUUGAUAUUCGUGCUGACAAGAAGAAAAUCAAAGCUGCAGUUAAGAAGAUGUAUGAUAUCCAGACCAAGAAAGUCAACACUUUGAUCAGGCCUGAUGGAACAAAGAAGGCUUAUGUUAGGUUAACCCCAGACUAUGAUGCUUUGGAUGUAGCAAACAAGAUUGGAAUAAUCUAAGUGAGGUAAGGUGUUGUUUUGGUUUAAACUUGAAAGGGAAAGUGUAUGCUCAUUGUGGCAGUUUUGUUAGUUUUAAUAUCUUGAAUGUUACAAGUUUAAUGUGGUUAUUUUUUAUUUGGAUUCUUCAUUUGGUAAUGGAAGCAUACUAUAGCCUCUGUUUUAA
Molecule: messenger RNA, 783 nt
Organism: Lactuca sativa (garden lettuce)
Lineage: Eukaryota; Viridiplantae; Streptophyta; Magnoliopsida; Asterales; Asteraceae
Product: large ribosomal subunit protein uL23
Biological process (GO): translation
Cellular component (GO): ribosome
Molecular function (GO): rRNA binding; structural constituent of ribosome
Source: RefSeq, a predicted model, not a curated record